AUGGGCAUUCUGGAAGGUCGUGGGAAAUACUGGAAAACUGUUGGCGCUCCACGAGUCUCUGCCCUGCGCAACUCCUGUAUGCCGGAUAGACCCAUCUCUUUCAGCCUCUCCUCUCCAGCGCCGUUGAUCGUAUUACUGGUCCUAAAUCGCUGCGUUCUCCAAUACGUCUUGAGAUUGAAAUCUUCAUCGACGGCCGUUUGCGAGUGGGGCCUGGCGAGUGGUUGUGCUGAGACUCAGAGCGAGCUGCUGGGCUGGGUAGUGGUCGAGUGUAGAAGAAGGCCCAACGGCCGCAGAGAGAAGAUCCACUCUGACUUCCGUUCGGCUUGGUCGUGGGCGAUCAGGUUGCAGGUUGCAAGGGCCUGUCGCAAUCGUCAGUCACUUGCAGGUGUCAACCCGCCAGGAAUACCACCAGGCCAUACGCAAACCGCCGGUCUCAAUGAACAAGCGCAUAAUAGCAUCAUCUGCGGGACAUGA
Messenger RNA from Zasmidium cellare ATCC 36951, 474 nucleotides. RefSeq lists its product as uncharacterized. The record is from RefSeq and is a predicted model, not a curated record. NCBI's taxonomy places the organism in Eukaryota, Fungi, Ascomycota, Dothideomycetes, Mycosphaerellales, Mycosphaerellaceae. The transcript has a single exon. Bases 1 to 474 code for a protein of 157 amino acids.